AUGACGAAGGACUCGGGCGGCUCGGGCUCUAGCCCUGAUUCUGGGACUGGUUCCGGCUCAUCGUCUGGCGGCUCUGGCGAAACUGCCCGCCCUAAAGCGCCUCAAAAUCCAUCCCAGUCGAUCACGUUUACUUUCUCUUCCCGAAACUCUCCAUUUGCACACUUGUCCCCUCCUGGGUCAUUCACCUUUGUGUCCAAUAAACGAAGAGGCAGCGAGCCAUCCCGCGAUCGGCCAUAUCGCAAGCAGCAAAGCUCACAACCGUCUGGGUGGAUUGCCCUCCCACCCCUCAAACCCGUUACUGAGGUAUCCCCGCUUUUUGAACCGCUUAGCUCGAGUAACAAUACGUCUCUGACCCGCGCUUCGAAAACAAACACCGCUGUAUUUUCGUCACGUUCACCUAAUAAUGCACGUACAUCCCCACGACUUUCCCUCAUGGCUCAGCAUCAUCAUGCUACCUCUCCCCAUCCCUCGUUCAAUACACCACCUCAACUAGUCACACCUCCCCCUCAAGAUCCAUUCGGAGAGCUCAGGCGAUCAGCCCACGACAGCUACUUUCCUCCCAUGCCUUCAUCUCAAGGUGGGAGCUCGAGUCAUCGGUCCAAACCCAAGGGCAAAUCAUCGAAACGAUCGUCGCAAACUCUUCAAUCCAAGAUCGAGCAGCCACAACCCGUACAUUUUUCGUCCCAUAACACACCCGAUAUGUCCCACGAAUCAGGUACAUCACAGUCAACCCCCCGGGUACUCUCCCGUGCUGGCCAUGAGAGUCUUCCCGCCAGUUCCGCUCUAAUUCCUUCCACUCAAUCCUCCACCACUCCAUCAACGCAACGCAAAUUGCACACGUCUAGCCCUCUUCGUCCUAAAGCUCUGCCUCAACCCUCCGAACCCCCCCAGCCCAAACCAGGCUCCCCACCAGCGCAACCUUCUAUCGACGCAUUCCGGGAUUGCUUCGGGGUACUUACGGAGCGCAUCGAGAAUGUAUUCCCAACUCGCUACCGCCAGCGUGCUGGCAGAAGUAACAGCGGAGGCCCCGAAAAUUUCAGUGCAAUAGGAUCGGGUCCGAGUUUGAGCGAGUCUCAGAGGCGAUGGACACAACGGUGGAUACGUCGUACCCUUCGCGGAGUGGGAAGUAUGGGUAGCGGAAGUACAAGUUCGGGAAGCGCCAGUGCGGGUGGAGGCGCAUCGAGAAUAAGGAGAGGAGAGGGCAGAACAACAGCUUCUUCAAUGGCCAAUACCAUGAUUUAUCUCGGGCUGGAGUCCGGGAGUGACGCCGGAGGGCAAGAGACGAAAAGGUCGAUUGGAUCGGGAUCACAGGAUUCAUUGGAUAGGGUGCGAGUAUCCCGUUCCAAUGCGUCAUCGCCUUCAAACUCGAGUACCGGUAAAAACGCCGUUACUUUGGCGGCCGCGGGAUCGGACGAAGAAAUUCCCAAGGCCGCAGAGGUAAAGCCCCCCGAUGCGGCACCACAACCAACCGCUGUAGCAUAA
Rhizoctonia solani is the source of this 1482-nucleotide messenger RNA. RefSeq lists its product as uncharacterized. Bases 1 to 1482 code for a protein of 493 amino acids. The record is from RefSeq and is a predicted model, not a curated record. NCBI's taxonomy places the organism in Eukaryota, Fungi, Basidiomycota, Agaricomycetes, Cantharellales, Ceratobasidiaceae. The transcript has a single exon.